Anguilla anguilla (European eel) is the source of this 4913-nucleotide messenger RNA. It is a transcript of the gene micu3a, whose product is annotated as mitochondrial calcium uptake family, member 3a. Lineage: Eukaryota; Metazoa; Chordata; Actinopteri; Anguilliformes; Anguillidae. The transcript has 17 exons. Gene Ontology annotation, cellular component: uniplex complex. Bases 84 to 1583 code for a protein of 499 amino acids. The record is from RefSeq and is a predicted model, not a curated record. Gene Ontology annotation, molecular function: calcium ion binding. Gene Ontology annotation, biological process: mitochondrial calcium ion homeostasis; calcium import into the mitochondrion.
ACUGGUCAAAUGAACCAGGGGGCGAAGUCCAGUUCUCGCGAUGUGUGGGAAUACUGUGCCUACACUGUAUCGCAGCAACAGAAAUGGCCGCUUUGCGUAGACUCUUCCUGGCGCUGAACAAGCCCACCAGGUUUAAUUUCACUUCCCUGCCGCGAAAUAAUCGCUUCGGGGCUCAGACUAUUAAGAAAACGAGUGUACAGAGGUCUGUUGCGAUAGGAAUAUGCCUCGCUGCCGGAGGUGCUGUAGCGUAUUACUGCUACCAGGAGAUGUAUAACGACAGACGCAGGACGGGAUACCGACUCAACCGCGGAGUCCUGCUUCCAUCCCUACCCGCAGUAGCUGCUAAAGAAAAGGCCCAGACGAUCGACCUGGAGGACGGCGACGUGCGCAUGUCGUCCCACGAGCACCGGUUCCGCAUGUUCAGCUCGGUGGAGUACGAGGGCCAGCUCUACAUGACGCCGCUGAACUUCAUCGAGUCCCUCACCAUGAGCGAGCCCAAGAAUAAGAAGUCAUGGAGGUCCCUCACCAAACAGGAGCUUGAGAAGAUUCUCACAGACACGCCUCCCGUUUGGAAAGGAACCUCAAAACUGUUCCGGAAUCUGCGGGAAAGAGGCAUCAUCGCUUACACUGAGUAUCUCUUUCUGCUCUGCAUCCUGACAAAGCCCCACGCCGGAUUUAAAAUCGCCUUCAACAUGUUUGACGCAGAUGGAAACCAGAUGGUGGACAAGAGAGAGUUCCUGGUGCUUCAGGAGAUCUUUCGCAAGAAAAACGAGAAGAGGGAGAGAAAAGGAGAUGCUGAGAAAUCUGCACAGCUGAGUUUGCAGCUGUAUGGAUAUCACGUUGCCCCCGGCAACAGCGUUCUUAAAAAAGAGCCUCAGGAAUUUGUGCCCAGGAGCUACUGGGACAUUCUGAGACGGGGCACGAGUCAAGCUCUCUUUUCUGACCUGGCAGAGGACUUUAGAUUAGAGCGAGCGGAUGAGAACAUGAUGAUUGACACCACGCUGCUGGUGCAUUUCUUUGGGAAGAAGGGGAAGGCUGAGCUGACGUUCCAGGAUUUUUACAGAUUCAUGGACAACCUGCAGACUGAGGUCCUGGAGAUCGAGUUCCUCACCUACUCCAAGGGCAUGACCACCAUCAGCGAGGAGGACUUCGCCCGCAUCCUGCUGCGCUACACCAACGUGGAGAACAUCAGCAGCUACCUGGAGAACGUCCGGCAAAGCAUUCCAGAUGAGAAGACGCAAGAGGGAAUCACGUUCGAGGAGUUCAGGUCCUUUUUCCAGUUCCUGAACAACCUGGAGGAUUUCGCCAUCGCCAUGCAGAUGUACAACUUCGCCAGCCGCUCCAUCGGGCAGGACGAAUUUGCGCGUGCCGUUUACGUGGCGACGGGACUGAAGCUCACCCGCCACCUGGUCAACACCGUCUUCAAGAUCUUCGAUGUGGACCACGACGACCAGCUGAGCCACAAGGAGUUCAUCGGCAUCAUGAAGGACCGUCUGCACCGCGGCACUAGGAGCUACAAAACUGUAGAGCGCUUCACUUCCUUCCGAUCCUGUCUGAAAAAGGAGCUGGCGGGCAGCAGGUGAACCGGCGACGCCCGUCUUCCUUCCACACCUGUGUGAGGAGGGAGGCUGGGAAGCAGGUGAGGCAGCUGUGGAGGAGAUUCCAGGACAAACCGUAGAGGAGGAGGAGGAGGAGACGACCGUCACCGGGAUGCCUGGCAGAGCUGUCAAUCACUGAGACCGGACACACGCCCACACCCCGCCCAUUUCCCCCGUAAAAUGCUACACUUAAAACUCCUCUCAAACGGCAACACCAUCAUUCUGCUGUGACCCGCAAUCUCAACCUGUAGCUGUUUAAACUUCCCUUUAAUUUCUGCAUUAGAUCCAUGCAAGGAUGAUUUGUAGUAAUAACAAUAAUAAUUAUAUUUUGUGACAAAUUUUGUAAACCUCAGUCAAACAGGGGCUAGGCUUAUAAAUGUCAGAAUUUGGCCAAUGACACUAUACCACCACCUGGUGGUCAAUCUGCACUGCAUUUUAACUGAGGCAAGAGGUGCUUGAACAUCUAAAAAGAAUCCUGACAAAAACAGCAGGUUUCAAGCAUCACAGGUGUAAUUAUAGUACACUUGUGAAUUGUGACUAUUCAUGAGUAUGUCAGUGAGUAGUGAUAGUAAUAAUAAUGAACUUAUUUAUAUUUACGAGUGGUACAUAAUUAAUGUUGCACUUGUAAAUAUUCUUGAGUGUACGAGUAAUAAUUCAUUCACGAAUGCAGCUUUUAUGAGUACGUAAAAAGUACAUCAAGAACUCGGUUGGGAAUAGUCACGUGCAGGCAAAGUCUUUAGCUUCAGUACGACUGCAGCUUACAGCACAGACGGUCUCCGUAGCGACAGCGCUUAAGACGAGGAACGUAAUAAAACGCAGGUCUUGCCGGGCUCCUGAGUGGCUGUUCGCGAACACAGCGGAAACUCCCCGGAGUUGGAGGACACCGGGAGUCUGUCAUUAAUACGCUUUGUCUGCUCUGUCUUACCCGGGUUCAGGAGUUUAACUCUUACCUUUGGGGAGCUUCCAAGAACACACACAGCCCGCAACCACACAUUCCACACUCGUCACCCCACAAAUAAAGACACGCUGAUCGCCUUUUAGUCACACCACAGACUUGGCACUUUAGACAUGUAUAUGAUCCCAUGUAUAUGAUCCUAAAGCUUUUUUAUAGUCAGUUUCACACACACACACAGGUACAUACACAUACACACACACACACACACACACACUUGUUUAUAUAUUACAUGUAUGCAGUAUCUCCUUAAUACUCCAAAUAUUUGGCAAAAUAUGCAUAAUAUAUGAUUUUGUACUCCAUUAUUCACAGAAAUGAAUGCACCCAAUAGAAGAAGAAGAAAAACAAGCCAUAGCACUUGGCUAUGGAAAACUGAUCUUUUUUUUAUAGAAAUAUAAUCUAAAAAUAUUCCUGAUGAAGUUUCCUCAUGCUGCAAGCUGUUGGCUCACUUGUGAUUUCCUGUUGAUGUAAUAACUCCUGAUUAGAUGUAAUAUUUCCUGAUCAGAUGGCUUCCACACAGCACUGGUGAGAGAGGCUGCUAGUGUUAGUGGAGCUGUGCAUAGCAGAUCUAUGGGGGUGCUGCACUGUUGAAUUUCUCUGCUUGUCAUGGAUUGAUUUUUGUAUUUCAGUUCAAACGAAAUAAUUUCCUAUGUCAUUAUUUACAUGAGAAGUUCAGGGCGAAGAUUGUUCCUGACCAAAGUACCGUAGUACUUGCUGUUUAGAGGUAGCAUGGCAUGAUUUUUCAUUAGUAGCAGUUUACUGACUUUUUUUCUCAUCUCGAAAAACCAUGUGCUGUGCCCCUUAAAAUUAAAAGGAGCCAGACGUUGCACUAGCAGAAAUAGUGACACAAAAUUGGAUGCUAUUAAUAGUUUUUUAUAUUUAUUCUUCAAAGAACAUUCCUUUUACUUUUUUUUUUUUUUUACAUUGUCCCCUUGAACUUGCAUUGUCUAGUAGUGUUUAGCUUCUGUUACUUCUGUUGCAGAAGCACUCUUAAUACACAAGGUUUGAAGAUCUGACCACCAUAGAAGAAGCAAUAAUAUUAUCAAAGUAAUAACCAGAGUAGAGAUUUUCACAGUGGUCCUGGGUGCAAUUACGUUUAAUCUACAUGCAUGCAUAAUUUCCUAAACCACACUACGCUGCAAUUGUCUUCCUGCAGCCAUUCAGAGACACCAAGAUGUGCUCUUUGGUAACUAGAGUACAUAUAAGCAAAUAUUUUAAUUUUCAGAUGAACAAAUUGGCAAAGGCUUUAAAAUAAAUUUGAAGCUCCUGGUUGGUUAUAAAAUACAAUAUCAUAGGGGUAUGUAAAGGACAUAGUUAUGAGGAAGAGGUCGUCGUUUUUAUGAGAAUUAAUUUUGGUGUCCCUAAAUCCGCCCGAAAUUGUGCUUCUGCUAACUAUGUUCCACUUAGUUCAUUUGUCUGUUACUGGCAGUUCCUGUACAGUACAUAGAGUAAAAAGAGACCUGUUGUCAUUACGUGCCUUGCAGCCGCUCUAGCUGUACUCAACGUUGAUGGUGGAUGGCUCAUUCUGCUGCUCAGCACGUGUUAAUCCAGAUUAUCCGUUUAUGCUACAGCCAGCGAAAUUGCUUAUUCUACGUAGUCUCCCCACACUGGCCGACGCUGACGGCUCGGCCCUGCCUGAUCGCUUGACUGUGCGAACGCCACGUUGUUUGCUACCUCUCAAAGUGGUCUACCUUGCAAACUGAUUUUUUUUUUUUUGUUUGUUUGUUUGCACUCAUACCUCUGUAUGAAAUAUGCAUUUUGAAGGAGCAAUGUGAUAUGCAAAAUUUGCCCAGGUCCGAGGCAAAAACAUGGAAUGUAACCGCGCCAUUUUUGCACAGAGUUCCUUUCGUUCGUUCUGUUCUUGUUGGCAUCUCCUCUUAUUGUUAGUUUACCCUGUGUUGUUCUGUCUUUUAUUCAAACUUUAUAUCCAGUUGUACAGCUGAUGGACCGAGAAUGAGUUUUGAUGAGGCCAAGAAACCUUUCCUUGCAGGUCCACUGAUUAACUGUUUCUGAGUUUGUCAGAAUUGCAGUGCUGUCUAAAGAGUGUGCUAGAAAAGAUCCUGUGAAACUCUAAGCACAAAAACUGUCCAUGAAAACCUGUCAGUGUGGGUGCAAUUUGGUCGCCUACUCAUUAGAAGUUCGGUCGUUCAUAUAGUUUGGUUUAAGAUUCAUGAUUUGUGGAGUGUGUUUUGCAUGCGUCAGAUGCGUUUACUGCUUGUUCUUCCCUUGAAGGAGCUUGGCAUUUUAGAUUAUAAAACAUUUUACUUGUUUACCUUUUGAAAUAUAUCGAGCUAUAAAUGAAUGAAAUUCAAAUGGUAAAAUGUUACUCCCAAAGUUCAUAUAAUAAAUGCAUGAAUAAAUUA